This is a messenger RNA of Uranotaenia lowii, 2554 nucleotides long. RefSeq names its product gustatory and odorant receptor 24 (gene Gr63a). NCBI's taxonomy places the organism in Eukaryota, Metazoa, Arthropoda, Insecta, Diptera, Culicidae. The record is from RefSeq and is a predicted model, not a curated record. The transcript is spliced from 6 exons. Gene Ontology annotation, molecular function: sweet taste receptor activity. Gene Ontology annotation, biological process: sensory perception of taste. Gene Ontology annotation, cellular component: membrane; axon; dendrite. The coding region runs from base 1167 to 2477 and encodes 436 amino acids.
GGGAAGGUUUGUUGACACCGGCGCGGAAGAUGAGUGUGGAAAAUGUUACGGGAAUUCAGAGACGAGGUAAACGUGAUUUCGAUCCGAUAAACCAGGUCUCUACAGGUAGGAUACCCUUUGUUGAACGUUCGGAACGCCGCUUUCUGCUGUUCACAACCUUUUCAGUGGAUUUCGAUUGCUCCUCCUCAAGAUCGAGUGACUCCACCUGAACGUCAAGUUCCUACUCCUGAAUUUGGCCAUUCUCGUCUGCAAGCGGACCAUCACCAUCGCCAUCGGUAUCACUAAAACCUCGGAAAUCGUUGUCUUCAUCGAUGCGUUGUUCUACGGUGCCAAUCGGAUUGAGGACCAUCGGUGGCAGCUCUUGGACCUCGGUUUUCUCAGAUUCCAGCCUCUUCGAAGAACCAUCUUGUGUCGUAAGGAACCGCACAUCUCUGCUGAAGACCACCUUUUUAGUUUUCCUGUCGAUGAAACGCCACGCUUUGUGUUGCUGAGAAUAGCCAACGAAUGCCAACUUCUUCGCCUUUGGCUCCAAUUUCGAUCUGGUUUCUUUCGGGAUCAGCACAAGCGCAUCUGUACCAAAAACUUGCAGAUGCUCCACAUCAGGCUUGCUUCCAUGCCACAGUUCGUAUGGCGUCUCACGGAUCGAUUUUGUUGGUAACCUGUUCUGGAGAUAAUUGGCCGUGUUGAUGGCCUCACCCCAGUAACGGUACUCCAUGCCAGCUUCCAAAAGCAUACACUUCGCCAUCUCGACCAGCGAACGUUUUUUUCGCUCAGCGACAUCGUUCUGUUGAGGAGUGUAUGCCGUUGUAAUCUGAAGCAGGAUUCCUUCGCUUCUGAAGAACUUAGCCAUCGCAUGCCCUCGGUACUCGCCACCUUGAUCGGACCUGAUCACCUUCGGCGGCCGGCCGAAUUGCGUCUUCAUCUCAGGGACAAAAUCUUGGAUAGCUUCCAACGUUCCAGACUUCUUACUCAGAAAAUACAGCUUAGUGUAGCGGCUGUAAUCGUCGAUAAGAGUAAGGAAGUACCGUCACCCUGCAGGCGUCGCCGUGUUCAUUGGCCCACACAAGUCGCUGUGAACCAGAUCCAGAAUUUGUUUCGGUGACCUCUGCGUCUUCGGAAAAGGUAGCCUCGCCAUUUUGCCGCCGAAAAAACCUCGCAACCAGGACAUGCUCCGCUACGAGGGACUAGAUCCAACCAAAUCGAUGCGACCGGUUUUUCUGGAUGUGAAGCCAGUUUAUCCAGAACUAAAACCUCCGGGUUCCAAUGGAUUCGGCAAUCGAGUCGGAUUCCCACCGAGAACUGCACGUGAGGCUUUCGGAAUCGAAAUUGUUAAUACGGAUAUCGUUUAUGAUAACACAAAAUCUAUCUACAAUGUGCUACGGAUUUUGGGAGUGUUUCCGUUUACGAGACCUUCUCCUGGAGUGACCAUGUGUGCCUUCGCGACUCCGGCCAUGAUGUAUUGCGCUGUAUUUUUUCUAGCUUUAGCGGUUUACGUGGGCUUUAUUCUGGUACAGCGUAUAGUAAUCGUGCGUACGAUUGAAGGACGCUUCGAGGAAGCUGUGAUUGCGUAUUUGUUCAUCGUUAACAUUUUACCAAUUUUGAUUGUUCCUCUUAUGUGGUACGAAACUCACAAGGUGUCCAAUCUGCUCAAUAACUGGGCCGAUUUCGAAAGGUUAUACCGUAAAAUAUCCGGACAUGAUUUGGAACUGGAGCUGAAAACUAAAUCCUUAGUAAUUGCUAUACUUCUGCCAGUGUUAUCGUGUGCUUCUGUGAUCAUAACUCACGUGACCAUGGUCGAGUUUCAGCUUUUACAGGUCAUUCCGUACUGUUUUCUGGAUACACUCACCUACAUGAUGGGAGGCUAUUGGUACAUGACUUGUGAAAUGUUGAGCACAACGGCCAACAUUCUAGCGGAGGAUUUUCAGAAGGCCCUAAAACACGUUGGACCAGCAGCGAUGGUUUCCGAUUAUCGUUCCUUGUGGCUGCGCUUGAGCAAACUCUCUCGGGACACCGGAUUCUCCACGUGUUACACUUUCACAUUCCUCUGCCUUUAUCUGUUUUUCAUCAUCACGCUUUCGAUAUAUGGUUUGAUGUCUCAGAUAUCGGAGGGCUUUGGUAUCAAGGACAUCGGUCUGGCCGUGACUGCUUUUUGUAGCAUUGGGUUGUUGUUUUUCAUCUGCGACGAGGCGCAUUAUGCUUCCUGGAACGUUAGGACAAACUUUCAGAAGAAGCUGUUGAUGGUUGAGCUUAGCUGGAUGAAUUCGGAUGCGCAGACCGAGAUCAAUAUGUUUUUGCGGGCAACGGAGAUGAAUCCGUCGAACAUCAAUUUGGGCGGAUUCUUCGAUGUCAAUCGGACGCUGUUUAAGUCGCUCCUAACUACAAUGGUGACUUACCUGGUUGUGCUGUUGCAGUUCCAGAUCAGCAUUCCGGAUGACCCCAGUGCCAUGCUGAUACGCAAUUCAACUUCAGCUAAUUAAAAAUAAAAUACUGCUUUAGAAUUGAUCACAAAACUAUGACAUUUUCCUAAUAUAAAUUGCUGUUAUUUUGACAUUAA